AUGGAUACCAUACUGGAGAAAAUGGAAAAGCUCAAUUUGAGACUCCCGAGCUGUCCCCGGAAAACUCCUCAACCUGUGAAGGACUUUGUCGUACACUGCCAGACAAUGCCGUCGAGAGUGAAGAAAUCGUUUUGUGGUUGUCUCCAGGAUGACGAACCGCCGGAGAUUACCUACUGUGUGGUGGAACAAACGGGUACGCUCACGCUCCAGGCAAUGACACCAACUUUGCCGAUGCCGGCUGAAGAGGAAUUGAAUAAAAUGUUUCUGGAACUCGUUGAUGAACUCGAUCUCACACAAGCAAAUCGCCAAGCUGUUUUGGCACUUCCAGCUAAUAAGAAAUGGCAGAUUUAUUGCUCACGAAAGGGAAACGAUAGUAUGGACAAUGGGGGACUACGGACCACGGAUCUCAGCGGGGAUCCUGAGGACUACAUCAACAGAGUGCGGGUGAUAGCUAGUACACCUUUUUCCGAGGACACGGAGGAGCUAGCGAACCAAAUGCGCCAAGUGGAGGCUCUGAAGACUGCGCUUAGGACUCAACCACACAGUUUUGUCCUAAGAUUCAUCGAACUCGAUGGUUUGAAUGCUCUUCUUCAGGUUCUGGGUACAAUUGAUGUGGAAGCUACACACAACAAUCUGCACACGAGUGUCAUAGGAUGUUUGAAGGCGUUAAUGAACAAUUCGAAUGGACGAGCACAUGUACUAGCCCACCUAACGGCGAUAAACACUAUUUCUCAGUCGCUGGCGACUGAAAACAUCAAAGCAAAGAUAUCGGUGUUAGAGAUAUUGGGCGCUGUCUGUCUAGUACCGGGUGGUCAUCGUAAAGUCCUGGAAGCGAUGCUACACUUUCAACAGUAUCAUUCCGAGAGAGCACGAUUUCAAAGCAUAAUUAACGAUUUAGACAAGAAUUUUGGAAUCUACAAGGACAAUUUGUCCCUAAAAACAGCUAUAAUGUCAUUUAUAAAUGCAGUUCUGAAUUAUGGACCCGGUCAAGUAACACUGGAAUUCAGGCUCCACCUGCGAUACGAGCUCUUAAUGCUCGGGAUACAACCAAUAAUCGAGAAACUUCGAAAAUACGAAAAUGAAACAUUGGACAGACAUUUAGAUUUCUUUGAGAUGGUGAGGAACGAAGAUGAAAAGGAAUUGGCUCGAAAGUUUGAGAAGGAACACGUUGACACAAAGAGUGCAACGGCUAUGUUUGAUUUGUUGAGGAGGAAGCUCAGUCAUACAGCAGCUUACACUCAUUUUCUUAGUUUACUUGAACACUGUCUGUUACUACCACUCGACUACGGUUCUCAUCCGCAGCAUUGGUUGCUCUUCGAUCGCAUUGUUCAGCAGAUUAUCUUACAAUCAGAAAGCAAUGAACCAGGCGCAGCAAAAAAUCCUGACGUAGCCCCCAUCGAUAUCAACGUCAAAGAAAUAGUGCAUUUACUGGCGAAAGAAGAGGAACUCGUGGCAGCUAGAAAGAGAGCCGAUGAACUAGAACGAGAGAAUACCGAUAUGUCAACAAAGUUGGCGAAGAAAGAACAAGAAUUGGAUUUGAGAACGCAGGAGAAGGAGGACAUGGAGGCGAGUCUAGCUAGAAUCAAAGAGCGACUGGAAAAAGAGACGUCAAUGCAUAUUGAAACCAAACAACGAAUUUCGGAACUGCAAGAUAAUAUGGAAACACUUUCGCGGCAAAUAAACAAUGAGAAAUUGGAGAGGAAGAGACUGGAGCAGUUGGUAGCGUCUGGCAGUUUACCAGACGACGCCAAGGCAACAAUAAAAAUUGUUGACGAUGAAGUUGUUGAGAGAGUUGAGGCGAAACCAACACCACCACCGCCACCACCUCCACCACUUGCACCUCCUCCACCGCCAUGUUUAAUGCCAGCAGCACCUCCACCGAUGAAGGUUGAGAUCAUAAAGAAUGUACCACAGCCUAGUAAUCCCCUUAAAUCUUUCAAUUGGUCUAAAAUUCCAGAACAGAAAUUACAAGGCACUAUUUGGUCGGAAUUGGAUGAUUCAAAGCUUUAUCACGUUAUGGAUUUAGAAUCAAUUGAUAAAAUAUUCUGCGCUUAUCAGAAGAACGGAGUUCCAACUGAAGGAUCUAUCGAGGAUCUCCGGAAUUUGGGAAAGAAUAAACGAAACAUGGCAGUUAUCGACUCCCGGCGGGCGCAGAAUUGCACGAUUUUGCUGUCGAAAUUGAAAAUGUCAGAUAAUGAAAUUACGCGAACCAUUCUGUCGAUGGAUCAACAGAAUAUUCUUCAUAUUGAUAUGGUGGAACAACUGUUGAAGUAUAUACCGUCCUCGGAAGAGGCAGCGUUGCUUGAUAUGAAUCACAAGGAACUUCAAAGUAGAGCUGACUGUUUCCUUUAUCAAAUCUCAAAAGUGCCGCAUUAUGAGCAGCGUCUCAGGUCGCUGCAUUACAAGAAAAAAUUCUCCGCAAGUAUUGCGGAAUUAACACCUAGGAUGAGAGCGGUACUUGAAGCAAGCAGACAGGUUGCGAGAUCUCGAAGACUGAGGAAGUUACUCGAACUGGUUCUUGCACUCGGAAAUUACGUCAAUCGGGGAAACGCCCGGGGCAAUGCAUGCGGCUUUCGUUUGGCCUCGUUGAAUCGGCUCGUGGAUACAAAAUCUUCAUGUUCUAAAGGCACAACUUUGUUGCAUUAUCUUGUGCAAAUGUUGGAAGCCAGAUUCCGUGAAGUUUUAGAUAUUGAAGAGGACAUGCCACAUGUUAGAACUGCGGCUAGAGUCAGUAUGGCUGAUCUUCAAAAAGAAGUGGCCAACUUGAAGAAUGGCCUGCAAGAUGUUCAACGUGAAAUUGAAUUCCAUCGAGGACAAGUGCAAGUACUGCAGGGUGAUAUGUUUUUACCGGCUAUGAGGGAUUUCCAAGCACAAGCGACUUGCAGAUUAGCAGAAGCUGAAGAUCUAUUCCAGGAUAUGAAGACGCGAUUCGAUAGGGCCGUCAGACUAUUCGGCGAAGAUUCUGCGGGUAUUCAACCGGAUGAAUUUUUCGGAAUUUUUGAAAAUUUCUUACAGGCACUCGCGGAAGCGAGAUCGGAUGUUGAAAAUAUGAGGAAAAAAGUGGAGGAGGAAGAACGAAGAAUCAAACAAGAACAAGAGUUGAAGAAACGAACAAUGGAAAGGAAGAAUUCACGCGAAGGCAUUCUCAACAGUAUUUCCUUGAACAAAAAGAAUGAAGUCAAUGCCAACAGUACGGGUGAUAAUAAGGGUGAAUUCGACGAUCUUAUUUCGGCAUUGCGAACCGGUGAUGUAUUCGGUGAAGAUAUCGCCAAAUUCAAACGUUCCAAACGUCGUCCAGUUACCCCGAGUGGUCAAGAGCCCCGUCGUCACAGCAUCCAUCGUGAAGACUCUCGAGAGCGACACUAGAUGGCCAAUCCUCUACACGACUGACAAUCGGUAACUUAUUCGCCGUUGAAUUAUCAUCUCCACAUACAAAAUGAAAACCCAUAAAUACCCAUAAAUGAAUGAAGUUUACGAAAAUGGACUUUUUCAUUUACCAGAAAAUAUAUGGGGGAGAG
Diachasma alloeum is the source of this 3518-nucleotide messenger RNA. RefSeq names its product disheveled-associated activator of morphogenesis 1 (gene DAAM). Lineage: Eukaryota; Metazoa; Arthropoda; Insecta; Hymenoptera; Braconidae. The record is from RefSeq and is a predicted model, not a curated record. Gene Ontology annotation, molecular function: actin binding; small GTPase binding. Gene Ontology annotation, biological process: actin cytoskeleton organization; positive regulation of actin filament polymerization. The transcript is spliced from 8 exons. Bases 1 to 3366 code for a protein of 1121 amino acids.